Messenger RNA from Gavia stellata (red-throated loon), 1558 nucleotides. RefSeq names its product BRICK1 subunit of SCAR/WAVE actin nucleating complex (gene BRK1). The record is from RefSeq and is a predicted model, not a curated record. The coding region runs from base 9 to 236 and encodes 75 amino acids. The transcript has 3 exons. Gene Ontology annotation, biological process: actin filament organization; regulation of actin polymerization or depolymerization; cell motility. NCBI's taxonomy places the organism in Eukaryota, Metazoa, Chordata, Aves, Gaviiformes, Gaviidae. Gene Ontology annotation, cellular component: SCAR complex. Gene Ontology annotation, molecular function: protein-containing complex binding.
GGGCGGCCAUGUCGGUGCAGGAGGACCCGGUGCAGCGGGAGAUCCAUCAGGACUGGGCCAACCGCGAGUACAUCGAGGUGAUCACCAGCUCCAUCAAGAAGAUCGCGGACUUCCUCAACUCCUUCGACAUGUCGUGCCGGUCCCGGCUGGCCACCCUGAACGAGAAGCUGACGGCGCUCGAGCGCAGGAUCGAGUACAUCGAGGCCCGGGUCACCAAGGGCGAGACGCUGACGUAGGCCUGGGGCGGCCCCGGGCCCCCCCACCCCGCCGGAGCACCGCCGCCCCGCACCCUGCUCGGGGCCUGCCGCCACCGCCGCCUCUGCUUGUGUUGCCAAUAAACCGCUGUGCUCCUGCCCUGCCUGCUCUCUGCCUGCCUGCCUGGGGCCGGGCCACGGGAUGCCCGGAUCCCCGCCACCGUCUUGGACGUUCAGAGCCUGCCUUUCCGUCCGCCUAACCCACGGGGCUCAGGCCCACCUUCCUCCCCACACAUGGGGGCUGUGACGGGAGGGGACACGCUCCAGGGGCCGCAGACCUGGCAGCUGUCAGCUCUGGGAGGUACCUGACCAGCCUUUGAGGUGCUUUGUGCUCCUGCUGGGGUCACAGUGGAAAAUCUGGUGAUCCCGAUGGUUUGGAGGGUGUCUCAACCGUAUGUGUGCACACUGGCAGGGCUAGGUGGGGACAGCAGGCUCACCUGGCCUGCUGCACAUGCCACAGGAGAGGGCUCUUUGCUGGCAGCUAGGAAGAGGUGCUUCUCUUCCUCUAGGGAGGCAAGUGGCAAGGAGGAAGAAAUCUCUCUUCCCUUCCCACCACUCUUCUAGUUAUCUUAGUUUUUUGGUGGGUAUGUAGAGCUGCACGCUCACUGCUCAUAUUUAGCAUUUGUUGGGGAGUCUGUGGAGCUGGUGUCAGUAAAGGUCUUCUUGCUUCCCAUCACACUUUAAUUGUCUCGGUAUAUUAUUCUCCCACUGGAAGCUAUGUGAUGUCUGCAGUGUUUACUGGGCACCUGGGUAACUUAAUGUUCUUCACAUUUUUGAGACUGGGAGGUCCGAUGUCAGCUGGUUGCUCCUCAACGUAAGUCUUCCUCCAAGCUCGGUUUUCUUCUCCAUAGGAAGUUCUGUGUUUUCCAUUGUUUGAAUAAGUAAGUGCUCCUCCAGCGUUUCCCUCAGCUCACCUAGCCGGUUACGCUUUACUGUCAGGUUGGGCUGCACAUCUGGGAGGCUUGGCUGCUGCUCGUGCGUAGUCCCAGGGGAAAUAAGUGCUUCGUACCAACCCUGCAGAGCUUACAGUGGAAGGGAGCAGCCAUGGAUCAUUGCACUUUUGCUCGGGGGCAACGUCAAGUGAUGAGAGAUGGUGCUGUCAUACAGGAUUGGUAGGUAGAGGGAAGGCACCUGUCUCUUUCCUCAGAGGCAGUUGCCUGGUGGCCCAAAUACAUCAGAAGUAUGCAUGUGGCCCAUGCACUGCUUAUUCUGGGUCUGCUGGAGUGGAGUCCUGAGAUCUCUCUCCUUGGAGAUAACUCGAUAUUUGUCUGGAGAAGGCCCUGAGCAGUUUGAUCUGACUUUGA